AUGCCUUCUCCCUUACAAAAACUCCAAAACCAACAUCCCCUUCAACGUCUCUCCUCCCCCUCCCGCGGGGUUUCCGCCCUCAUCCACACCCUUGGAAUCAUAUCCUUCUCUCUCUCAUACAAAUACCUCGUGGACUUUCCCACCUUCAUAAACGACUCAUAUGGCUGGCAUUGGCAAUACCUUACCAUCUUGGGUCUAACAGUCGCUCAUUUGACCUUCAUAUUCGGAUUGUUAGCCGACAUCACACUAUCACCGACCUUGUUCCUUAUCAAGAACAGUCUGUCGCUAUGUAGCGCUCCAUUAGAGGUUCUCAUUAGUAUUUUGUACUGGGGAAUAAGCACCAUCGAUAAAACUCUGUUAGUACCACCGGAGAUCCAUAUCGAUGCGACGGCGGAUAUAGGAUUUCAUGCCAUGCCAGCUAUAUUGCUAGUCAUAGACCUACUAUUCCUAUCUCCACCAUGGACGAUUCACGCCUUACCGGCUAUGGGAUUAAGUUCUGUACUCGCGGUCUCCUACUGGGCUUGGGUGGAGCACUGUUACAAGCACAAUGGAUUCUAUCCAUACCCGCUCUUCGGCGAACUGAAUACCAGUCAAAGAGCUCUUCUUUUCGGAAUGGCGGCUCUAACUAUGACCGGUAGCACCGCAAUGCUGAAGUGGCUCCACGGCCGUGUCAAUGGGUUACGAGGCGCGCAAAAUAGAAGUCAACCUGCGAAUAUCAAAGGCGAAUAG
Messenger RNA from Glarea lozoyensis ATCC 20868, 729 nucleotides. RefSeq lists its product as uncharacterized. The record is from RefSeq and is a predicted model, not a curated record. Gene Ontology annotation, cellular component: endomembrane system; membrane. Bases 1 to 729 code for a protein of 242 amino acids. The transcript has 2 exons. Lineage: Eukaryota; Fungi; Ascomycota; Leotiomycetes; Helotiales; Helotiaceae.